This is a messenger RNA of Parnassius mnemosyne (clouded apollo), 2660 nucleotides long. The record is from the annotation of a GenBank genome assembly. NCBI's taxonomy places the organism in Eukaryota, Metazoa, Arthropoda, Insecta, Lepidoptera, Papilionidae.
AGAUCCCUUGCACUUGCGGUUGUGUUCUUUCUUGUUUAUUUGUGUUGCAAAUUAAGUUUAUAUUUCGAUAUAAACUUAUUUCUUACAUUAUUAACGUUGAGUUGAACAUCCCGUUCCUCCGUUUUAGUGUUUACAGUGAGAAAGAGACUCAAAAACGUGCUGUGCAUUGUGCUAAAGAGACAGAGACUCAAUUUUAUCUUUCAUCAUGAAAGAAAACGCAAGGAAAUGUUACAAGUGUGCAUGUUCUCCUGCUCAUGAUCGUAACAUCACUUUGUUUUCCUAAGCCUGGGAGAACAAAUAGCUUACGAUGUUAAUUAUGGGCGAAGUACUGUUUUCCUUAUGACUCUUGGUGGUCACCAGAAUUUAAAAACAAUCUUCAUUCUAGGCAUUCAAUGUUGUGCACUAAACAUUUUAAGAAAUCAUCAUUCAUUGAUAAUUGUGGAAAGAGGCUAUUCAAAUCUGCAGUACCUGAUGAGGAAUGUGAUAAGAUCACAUUAGCUGACCUUAAUUUGGAACAAAGGAAUAUCAUUCAACAUAUUGCAGGUCCAUCAACUAAUAAACAACCACUGUCUGAAAAUAUUCAAAAGACUAUAACUGUUCCAAAUGUAUUUGAGCCUGUUGCGGGCCCGUCAAAAUUUAUACAACCCUUGUGUGAGAAUGUGAAUUAUAAGACCAUUCCUGACAAAACUAGUGCUAUUCCUCAAGUAACUGAGAAUAUCAACCCUGUUGCUGCUGCAAAUCCAUCCGCGAAAAACAAAAAGGAUAAAGAUAUGUUGAUAAAAAUGAAAUAUCAUCUGAGAAAAAUUAACAGGCUUCAAAAAACUGUAAAGCAUCUAAAGAAUGAAGCAUUUCUCAAAGUAUUGAGCAAAAAUGAUUCAGUAAAUGAAAUAUUAAAAUGUAAAAUAUCCCCCUCUUUUGCAUUAUUUUUGCAAGGAGAAUUGCAAAACUAUAAAAAAAUAAUCAAAAGGUCGAAGAUGGAACAUAAUAUUUAAACAUAUGUCCACCCAUUAAAAUAAUUAUUAACUUAAAAAGGAACUAGGCUCUCCCAAGUACAAAUUAUUGUUUAUUGUGUGAUAUGUGAUAUUUUUUUUGAGUUGUCUUGUAACAUACUUUAAAUCAUAUUUUUUUAAUCCUAGUAGUAAGAUCUUAAAUUAUGUGUUGUUUACAGGGGAACUCUCUUCAGAGGCUGUCACUACAGCUAAUGUUAUUGCAAAUAUGGACAAGCUGUUUGAUUGUGUCAACGCAUGCACACCAGACCUAAGAAGGGGGAAACCAUUUUCGACAAACAUGACAAAUAAUACACCACAUCUCACACAUUUCACUUUAAUGAAGAAAUUUUUUAAAGAAAUGACGUUUUUGGGAUGCUAACGAGCUCCUCCAUCCCAAGAAGGUUGGAUAUGGUCCAUCAAUAAAAUAGAACGAAUCUGCAGUCAAUAACAAUAAUAUAACGAAAAUAAUUUCUACAAAUGUAAUAUUAUUGGUGACAUCUAUAAUAUAAUCAGGUUAUUGGAGUUUAGACAUAAUAUUGCAAAGCUAUUGCCUUGUUUGUAGAAUGUGAAGGUAAAUAAUGUUUUCUUGUUAGAAAAAAAUGUUUAUAUUAGAUUGUCUAAUCUUUUUUAUAUAAAACCAAUGUACCUUUACUUUCAAUUUUGCUUAAAUGUCAUGUUACAUAUGCCGUUUACUUAAUAGGUGAAGUGAUGAAGUAAUUAGCUAUAAACUAAUACUCGUUGACACGUGUUUUAGCGAAGUUACGAGAAUGCUUAUUUCUUAUACUUCGCUAAAACACGCCUACCUCUUAAAAAUAGACUAUUCUGCUUUACAUAACUACUUAACUAUUAAAUCGAUAUUUAGUGAAGAGAUGUUGAGAACUGUUUACAUGCAUAAAGUUAAAAAUUUGUUAAUUACUCCGUUACUUACGUCCAUCAAUGUACCAACGGUUUUUCUAUGUACCAAUGUAGACAAGUAUGUAAUGUAAAUAAAAAUUAUGUAUUUCAAAAACCACAUUUACUUGAAAAAUAGUUCCUUUUUUAUAUUAAAAUGAUUGCUAAUCGUUUCAAAAGUGGUUUAUGAAUGUAAAGUACCAUAAUUUACAAAUAACUUUGUGCUUUUGUUUUCGUUUUAAUUUAGCAAUAUAUAUCAUUGAAACGAAAAACUACAAGCUAUAUCUAUCUAUAUGGUAUUUUACAUUCUUAAGCCAUUUUUGAAACGAAACAACCAAGACGCCAACUAAAAAAAAAAUCACGUAUCAAAAUUCCCGCGCAAAAAAGUUUUAGGGGGCACGACAGAGAUGGCGUGCAUUACGGGUGCCAUUUUCUUUGUUUGAAGUUGACAUUCUUCCCGUCUAAGGGUAUUAGUGUUCUGUGUUAUAACUUUACCUCUUUUGCCGGCUAUGCUGCACGUAAAAUACGAAACCUCCAUUCACCACAAAAAAAAAUGCUUGGUCUUCUUAAAGAAGCAUGUGCACACAUCACAAAGUAUGAUUGGAUCAAUGUAGUAGAAAAGAUAAAGAAAAUUAUAACGGAAGACUUUAGAAGCGACGUACACUUUGACAAUUUAAUUGAAAAUGAAUUUAUUAUAAGGUUAACCGAUGAAGAUAGUUCAACUGAUGUUAAUUUUUCUGGAUCAUCCAGUGACGAAAGUGAAUAAAAUGUUACGAAUUC